This is a messenger RNA of Akanthomyces muscarius, 1209 nucleotides long. RefSeq lists its product as uncharacterized. The transcript has 2 exons. The coding region runs from base 1 to 1209 and encodes 402 amino acids. Gene Ontology annotation, cellular component: cytoplasm. The record is from RefSeq and is a predicted model, not a curated record. NCBI's taxonomy places the organism in Eukaryota, Fungi, Ascomycota, Sordariomycetes, Hypocreales, Cordycipitaceae. Gene Ontology annotation, molecular function: guanyl-nucleotide exchange factor activity.
AUGCACACGGUGGCCUUGACAGCGGACAACAAGGUCGUGACCUGGGGCGUGAACGACAACGACGCUCUGGGGAGGAACACGGACUGGGAUGACGGCCUUCGCGAUGUGGAUGCCGAGUCGGACGAUUCCGAGGGCGAGCUGAAUCCCCUCGAGUCGACUCCCACGGCGAUUGCGUCUGAGCACUUUGGCGCUGAGACGACGCUCGUGAGUGUCGCUGCGGGGGACAGCUGCAGCCUUGCUCUGACCAGCACUGGACUGGUCUAUGGCUGGGGCACCUUCAGAGAUCCCGAAGGCAACGAAAGGUUUGGGUAUUCUGAGACUGGCGCGCUCAUCAAGAAGCAGCCCACGCCCUUGCUCAUCCAAGGGCUGGAAAAGAUUACCCAGAUUGCGUGCGGCGCCAAUCACGCUCUUGCUCUUGACGUGAAGGGCAACAUCUGGGGCUGGGGGUGCGGCCACCAGAACCAAUUUGGCCGCCGCCUGUUUGGCCGCCACCAGGACACCCUCCGCCCGCAGAUUGUGCGCAUCUGCCGCGGAAAGGCCGUGUACAUUGCCUGCGGCGAGUACCACUGCUUCGCCGUGGACAAGAGCGACAACGUCUGGGGCUGGGGCCUGAACAGCUUCGGCGAGGCCGGCGACGUCAAGACUGCCGGGAGCGACGAGGCGCUUCUUCCCGCGCCCGUGAAGAUCCCCGCGCUGUGCGGCAAGCAAGUGACGCAGCUUGCCGGCGGCGCGCACCACUCUGCCGCAGUCACGAAGAACGGCGACUGCUAUGUCUGGGGCCGUCUGGACGGUGGCCAGAUAGGCAUCGAGCUCCCCGCCGAGCUGCUGGCAGACAAGCGCUACAUUCGGUCCGAUGAGCGCGGAAAGGCGCGCAUCUGCCUCGUGCCGGCGCGUAUCCCGACCAUAGGCGCCGUGACGCACGUAGCAUGCGGCACGGAUCACACCCUGUUCAUCAACAGGCAGAACAUGGUCUUCGCGACGGGUUUUGGAUCGGAGGGCCAGCUCGGCCAGGGAAACGAGGAGGACGUGCACUCGGCGAAGUGCGUGAGGUUCAAGGGGAAGCAGCUGGAGGAGCAGGUGUUUCUGUGGGUAGGCGCUGGAGGGCAGUUUUCGGUCGUGGCUGGGAAGCCCUUGCCGGAUCGGCGAGCGCAGGUCUUGGCCGAGAUGUCUGCUCGGCAAGCUGGCUGCGCCGGACGCUCGGAGGGCUGA